AUGAAGAAUUUGCUCCUAAAUUUCCUGGGAGAUGAAUCCCCAAGUCACCUCACCGGAACUCCUCCCAACCACCACCACCACCUCCACCAUGCUCCCGCCAGCGAACAACCACUUGCCAAGAUUGCAAUUCACAAAGCUGUUAAUGCUCUCCAAGAAUCAGCUUGUAUUACUGCUAACCCUUUACUUAUGGGGUGUCAGGGUGAGGAUACUGAAUGGGUCAACGUGGAGGUCAAGACCUCAGAACCAAGUGAGGGUGAUUGGGUUGGAGUUUUCUCACCAGCAAAUUUCAAUUCAUCAGAUUGUUACGCUGAAUCAUCCAAUGAAUUGCAAGAUAAUGGUCCAUACAUAUGCACAGCCCCAAUCAAAUACAUGUUCGCGAACCAUUCGAAUCAUGAUUACACUACAACAGGGAAAGCGUCGCUAACAUUCCAAAUCAUCAAUCAACGUGCAGAUUUCUCCUUCGCACUUUUUUCUGGAGGAUUAGAGAACCCAAAGUUGAUAAGCGCUUCAUCCCCUAUAUCGUUUGCAAACCCUAAGGCUCCACUUUAUCCACGUCUUGCUCAAGGGAAAACUUGGGAUGAGAUGUCAGUGACAUGGACAAGUGGCUACAACAUCGAUGAAGCCACUCCAUUUGUUGAAUGGGGUUGGGAGGAUCAAAGUCAAACCAAAAAGCUUUCUCCAGCUGGAACUUUGACCUUUUCUCGUAGUAGCAUGUGUGGGGAACCUGCAAGAACAGUUGGAUGGCGUGAUCCUGGUUUUAUCCACACUAGUUUCUUAAAGGACUUGUGGCCUAACACCAUGUAUACUUACAGAAUGGGUCAUAAGUUGACAAACGGGUCGUUUGUUUGGAGUAAAUUGUAUUCUUUUAAUUCAUCACCGUAUCCAGGACAAGACUCAUUGCAACGUGUUAUUAUAUUUGGAGACAUGGGAAAGGCAGAACGUGAUGGGUCAAAUGAAUAUGACAAUUAUCAACCAGGAUCACUGAUAACUGCAAACCAACUAACAAAUGAAGUAGAUGACUAUGAUAUAGUAUUCCAUAUUGGUAAUCUAGCAUUUGCAAAAGGAUACAUCUCACAAUGGGACCAAUUCACAGCACAAAUUGAACCUAUUGCUUCAAAAAAACCUUACAUGGUUGCAAGUGGAAACAACGAACGGGAUUUUCCGAAUUCCGGAUCCUUCUAUUUAAGUUCUGAUUCAGGCGGGGAGUGUGGGGUGCCUGCUGAGACCAUGUUCUAUGUUCCCGCAGAUAACAGAGCUAAAUUCUGGUAUGCAACGGAUUAUGGGAUGUUUCAUUUUUGUAUAGCGGAUUCAGAGCAUGAUUGGAGGGAGGGUUCGGAACAGUAUGCAUGGCUAGAGAAAUGUUUUGCAUCAGUCGACAGACAAAAACAACCAUGGCUUAUCUUUGCUGCUAACCGUGUUCUUGGCUAUUCUUCUAGUAGCCAGUAUGCUAUCGAGGGUUCUUUAGGAGAGCCAAUGGGAAGGGAACAUUUGCAAAAGCUAUGGCAGAAAUACAAAGUGGACAUUGCAUUUUAUGGACAUAUCCAUAGUUAUGAAAGAACUUGUCCUGUAUACCAGGAUCAAUGUGUGAACACGGAAAAGUAUAAUUAUUCGGGAACUGUGGAUGGGACAAUUCAUGUUGUUGUGGGUGGAGGAGGGAGUGAGUUGUCGACUUUUGCUUAUGUUGAUACGGAAUGGAGUUUGUAUAAAGAUCAUGAUUGGGGAUUUGUGAAACUUACUGCUUUUAAUCAUUCGUCGCUUUUAUUUGAGUACAAGAAGAGUAGUGAUGGAUUGGUUUAUGAUAGUUUUACAAUAGCAAGGGACUACAAAGAUGUUUUGGCAUGUGUACAUGAUGGUUGUGGAACUUCCACUUUGGCUCCAUGAGAGUUACUUGUAUGAGGCUUUGAAGUUUAAGUAAUGUGUUACAUUCUAAGAGGGCUUUUAAUUUUUAUGGCAAGUGAGCAAAUCUUAACUAGCUUUAAUGAAAAAAGUUUUUCAAUAAU
Messenger RNA from Lactuca saligna, 2000 nucleotides. The record is from the annotation of a GenBank genome assembly. Lineage: Eukaryota; Viridiplantae; Streptophyta; Magnoliopsida; Asterales; Asteraceae.